Messenger RNA from Symbiodinium sp. CCMP2456, 1293 nucleotides. The record is from the annotation of a GenBank genome assembly. NCBI's taxonomy places the organism in Eukaryota, Dinophyceae, Suessiales, Symbiodiniaceae.
GGGGAAGCACCCAACGCAUCUUCUGACAACCAGACGGGAGAAGCACCCAAUGCAUCUUCUAACAACCAGACGGAGGGACAGAGUACGACCAGCGCUCCGACACAGCCGCAGAACUCGGAGGAACCGGCCGGCGCCCCUAAUGCCUCUGCCCCGGCGAGUGACGAGGACGGCGACGAGGAGUCCAACCAGUCCCUUCUCUCCUUGGGAGCACAGCGUGGCUCCGGCAACUCCGGAAGUGAAUUCGUUGCCUAUGAGACGCCUCGAGUGGAGACCGGUCUUGUUAAGUCAGCAUGCGACGAGCCGUGCGGUGGGGGCAAGCGUGUGGUGCUCAUCCCCUCGGACAAGAAGGUGUCCUUCGGUGAGGAGGAUCGUAGUUGCUCCUACACUUUCAAGGAAGACUGCAACUUGUUUGCCUGCACGCCGCUGAUGCUUCAGCCGGCCAAUGCAUGGCAGUACCCUCUGGUUGGCCAGUGGUUCAUGGUCGACGUCAGCUUCGUCAUUGAGGAGCUGUCCGAGUCUUUCACCUUCCGCGCGCCCCCGGAUUUCCUGCUGGCCGCAACAGGAAGUCACAGCGAGUGCUUCCUGGUGGAGCACAGCCUCCCCAACUUGGAAAGCUGCACCAUCUAUCCUGGGCAGGCCAGCGACCGCACAGGCCCAAUCAUGGUCUUCAACUUCAGCAAUCCCUUGGAGCCACAAAAUUCCUUCACUUGGAAGCGGGACUGGUACUACUUCCGGACCUGGGUCCAGCACCCGAAGGACUGCAGUGGUGGCGUAAAGAAUGGGCGCUGCCUUGGCCAAGUGGGAGAGCGCCAGUGGGUGCUGUCGGUCCGAGACAACCAGCCAGAGCCCCUCUGGGAACUUGUCAGAGGCUCAUACGAAAUCUUUACCAACGAGUCCUAUGCCAAAGAGGCAUUUGAGACGAACGGCGUCCUCAACCGGUCCUUCACGGAAGAUGCGGAAGAGGUGACAACGACCCUGCCCACCACCACAACCACCACGAAGAAGCCGGAAACGACGCCGAAGUCAGUGAAGCAGGAGAAGAAGAACCAAAGCACCGCACAGCAGUCCGAAGACGAGGAGGAUGAGGACGACGAGAAGAAGAGUGGACACGGCUCUCUGAUGGAAGCCACGGCGGUGAAAAAAGCGUCCACUGCCGGCACCGGGAAGAGCCUCCACAAGCACCAACAUCGCCCAACGAGGUCUGGCCAGCAACACAGCCAACAAGAAGGACACGACGUGCAGGCCCACCAUGCGAAUCACCACGCCGGGCGGCCACACAGGAAGACUGCGUGA